AUGGCCACGAUUGCGCCGCCGUGCACGCUGACGCAGAAGACGGGCCCCACGACGUCGGAUGUCGCGGCCAAGCUUUCCUUCGACCAGGCCAUCAAGGGCUGGACUGCGUUCUACUCGCCGACGGACAAGCCGACGGACGCGCCCAAGCCGACGGACCCGACGAAGCCGACGGAUGCUCCCAAGCCUUCGGAUGGCCCCACUAAGACGCCAGCACCAACUUCGGCCGGUGACACCACGACAAAGCCUGACACAACGACGGCCGCGCCCAGCGAAAAGACUACGGCGCCAGUGGCGACUGGUGCCGGCUCGGGUACCGCGGAGCCCAACGCAACGAUCGCUACGCCGGCACCAACGGCUACCAAGACCAAGACCAAUGCCCCGACACCAGCGCCAAGCUCGGCCGUCUCGGUUGGGCUUUCGGCCAUCGUCAUGGCGGCCACGGCGGCUGCCGUGUACAUGUAAACCUUGUUGUGUGACAAGUAUGUGCAAAAUAUAGUCAUGUAUGCUUGUGGCAAAGUCCUA
Saprolegnia diclina VS20 is the source of this 522-nucleotide messenger RNA. RefSeq lists its product as hypothetical. NCBI's taxonomy places the organism in Eukaryota, Oomycota, Saprolegniomycetes, Saprolegniales, Saprolegniaceae. The transcript has a single exon. The coding region runs from base 1 to 462 and encodes 153 amino acids. The record is from RefSeq and is a predicted model, not a curated record.